AUGGCCGACAUGCAGCAUGCAGACGAGGAGAAGCAAAUCGGCCACGACGUCUCUGGUGUCGCCGCAGACAGCUCCAGCGAUGAGAUACCCGGUUAUCUCCGCAAUGCGUCGCAAAAGGGAUUCUUUGGCAAGCUGCGCUACUACGAGGAAGCGCUCGACAGAAAGCUCGGCGUAGAGUCUCACGGCAUUGCGAGAAAACUUCCCGAGGACCGCGAUCCUAGCUAUGCGAAAUGGUCAAACCAGUUGGUCAUGUUUGCUCUCUGGGCAAGUGGAACCAUGAACCUGAGUUGUUUCGCCACCGGUUUCCUUGGUUGGGAACUUGGUCUUGACCUUCGUCAGAGCAUUCUGAUUGUCGUCUUCUCGACACUCAUUGGCAGCUCCGUCACUGGCUGGUGCGCCACAAUGGGUGCCCCGACUGGUCUUCGUCAGAUCUCCAUUAGCCGAUACUCCCUUGGUUGGUGGCCAUCAAAGGCCAUGGCUCUGCUCAAUGUGGUCGAGCAAAUUGGCUGGAGUUCCGUGGGAUCAAUCACUGGCGGUGUCGCUCUGAGCGCCGUCAGCGAUGGCAAGAUUGGCAGUGCCCUUGGCGUUGUCAUUUGCGCUGUUGCCGGCCUCAUCAUCUCAUUCUUUGGGCUCAAGGUGGUUUUCCACUACGAAAAAUUUGCAUGGCUAGUAUUUUUGGUCAUCUUCAUGGUCAUGUACGGAGAGACUGCCAGCUUUGGCGACAUCCACACACCGACAACGCUUGAAGGCUCUACUUACAGCGGAAUGCUGCUUACCCUCUUCGGCGUUGUCUACGGUUCGUCGUCUUCAUGGGCUAGUGUUGUAAGCGACUACUAUGUCGAGUACCCCGUCAACACUUCGAGAGUCAAGGUGUUCCUCCUGACCACUCUUGGUAUCUGUAUCCCGACUUGUAUCGGUAUGGUGCUUGGCUGCGUUGUAGCAAGCGCACUUAACAGCAAGGAAGACUGGGCUAGUGAAUACGAGGAAGGCAUUGGCUUCCUCAUCCAGACCAUGGUUCACCCCUAUGGAUUUGCCAAGUUCAUUCUGUUCCUGCUGGUCUUGUCUGGAAUUGGCAUGAACUGCAUUGCCAUCUACUCGGCCGGUCUGAGUAUCCAGCAAUUCGCCAGACCAUUGGCCAUCGUUCCUCGAUUCUUCUGGGCGCUUCUGUGCUUUGUCGCCGUCAUUCUUCUUGGACUUGCGGGCAAGGAUCAGCUUUUGACAUAUCUUGAGAACUUUCUCUCUCUGCUUGGAUAUUUCACGACUUCCUUCUUCGUCAUUAUUUUCGUCGAGCACUACUGGUUCCGCAAGGGCAGUUACGCAAACUACAACUUGGAUUCUUGGAACAACCCCAAGGAGAUGCCUGUUGGUUUUGCUGGAGGAUUAGCGUUUGCUCUCGGUAUCAUUGGUGCUGUUCUUGGAAUGUCGACAACUUGGUACGUUGGUGUCAUUGCAAUAAAGAUUGGCGACUAUGGUGGUGAUGUCGGAAAUCAGCUGGCCUUUGUUUUCAGUCUUUUCGUCUACGUCCCAGCUCGUUACCUGGAACUGAAGUUUGUUGGACGAUAG
Pestalotiopsis fici W106-1 is the source of this 1563-nucleotide messenger RNA. RefSeq lists its product as uncharacterized. Gene Ontology annotation, molecular function: transmembrane transporter activity. Gene Ontology annotation, biological process: transmembrane transport. The coding region runs from base 1 to 1563 and encodes 520 amino acids. The transcript has 4 exons. Gene Ontology annotation, cellular component: plasma membrane; fungal-type vacuole membrane. The record is from RefSeq and is a predicted model, not a curated record. NCBI's taxonomy places the organism in Eukaryota, Fungi, Ascomycota, Sordariomycetes, Amphisphaeriales, Sporocadaceae.